Molecule: messenger RNA, 756 nt
Organism: Ictalurus punctatus (channel catfish)
Lineage: Eukaryota; Metazoa; Chordata; Actinopteri; Siluriformes; Ictaluridae
Gene: eef1b2
Product: eukaryotic translation elongation factor 1 beta 2
Biological process (GO): translational elongation
Cellular component (GO): cytosol; eukaryotic translation elongation factor 1 complex
Molecular function (GO): translation elongation factor activity; guanyl-nucleotide exchange factor activity
Source: RefSeq, marked provisional
CACGUGGUCUUCAGAGAGUCUUUCAACAAUGGGCUUUGGUGAUCUGAAAACUCCGGCAGGCCUUAAAGUCUUAAAUGACUUUUUGGCAGAUAAGAGCUAUAUCGAGGGCUACGUACCAUCCCAGGCUGAUGUCGCUGUAUUUGAUGCGCUGUCUGGUGCUCCACCUACAGACCUGUGCCAUGCUCUUCGCUGGUUCAACCAUAUCAAGUCUUACCAGAAAGAGAAGGCCAGCCUCCCAGGAGUGAAGAAGCCUCUGGGUCAGUAUGGUCCUGUUGGUGUGGAGGACACGACCAGUGGUUCCGCUCCUGUGAAAGAAGAAGAGGAGGACGAUGAUGACAUUGAUCUGUUCGGUUCUGAUGAAGAGGAGGAUGAGGAGACCAAGAGAAUCAAGGAGGAGAGACUAGCAGCCUACAAUGAAAAGAAGUCUAAAAAGCCCGCCCUUAUCGCAAAGUCCUCCAUCCUUCUGGACGUCAAGCCUUGGGAUGACGAAACGGAUAUGUCUAAGCUUGAGGAGUGCGUUCGCAGCAUCGAGUUGGACGGUCUGGUUUGGGGCCAGUCCAAAUUUGUGCCUGUCGGCUAUGGCAUUAAGAAGCUGCAGAUCGCGUGCGUGGUAGAAGACGACAAAGUCGGAACCGAUCAGCUGGAAGAGCUGAUCACUGCUUUUGAAGACUACGUGCAGUCCAUGGACGUUGCGGCUUUCAACAAGAUUUAAAACCUCACAGUGAAAUGCCUUGCACAAUAAAAUAGCACUUAAAA